Neltuma alba is the source of this 644-nucleotide messenger RNA. RefSeq lists its product as uncharacterized. The transcript has a single exon. The record is from RefSeq and is a predicted model, not a curated record. Bases 82 to 363 code for a protein of 93 amino acids. NCBI's taxonomy places the organism in Eukaryota, Viridiplantae, Streptophyta, Magnoliopsida, Fabales, Fabaceae.
GGAGAAUUCCAAUUUUGAGUUCAGAAAUUUGGGAAUCGGAAGCUUAUACCCGAACUAGCCUAUGAAUCUGGUAAGAAAUCCAUGAUAUCCACGAAGAUGUCAUCGGAAUCUACCUGCGAGCGCCUGCAACGAGCCCUAUCGGAGUGUCAUCGGCGGGUCCCGUCCGGUCCGGGCCGCGACACGGCGUGCCGCCACCUGAACCACGCCUUCGCCAUGUGCCUUGUCUCCUUGGCCUGCCGAGAAGAAUCCGACGCCGUUCAGGCACUCUGCUCCAGCAGCGGCACCGCCCUGAAACGCUCUCAGUGCCAACAGGCUCAACUCUCUCUCUCCGUCUGCCUCUCUGCUCAUCAACAAAACUCAUGAUUCUUGAAACCUACCCCUAAUCCCAACCUUUGUAAAAUUUUGUGUUUUGGGAUUUCUUUUACUGUUAUUUUUUUUUUUGGUCUGCAGACUAGAGAGAAAUAAGAAACGACGUCUAAGAAAUUGAUGCGAGAUUGUUACCCCGUUUUUUUUUUUUUUUUUUUACCAGCACAUUGUUACCCCUACCAGAGUUGUAUAAUGCAAAAAUCAUAGUGUUUAUGGAUAAAUUAAAAAUAGUGUUUAGUUUCAUGGAAUGCUAUGAAACUUGAAAAUUGUUUCGGCAA